UAUUGCACAUUUUUUUGGAUGCCUAGUACUAUCGAUGCAGAUAGGCUACCAAUACCGAUAGGACUACCUUUAAUGGAACGGUUUUGCGAUUUCUUGGAACAAAAUAGGAAGGUCUUCUGCAGACAGGAAGACCACUCUGUUGUGGCGACCCCUGACAAGAAAUGGAGCAAGACCAAAGAGAGAGAAGGAUUGCAAUGAGUACAUCCAUGGAAUUACAGUUCCAAGUACCAUUUGUGGUUCCACUCCCAGUACCUAGAAAAACAGACCCCCUAAUACAAUGCAUCAUAGAAAACAAGUUAAAGAAACUUCAUGAAUUAAUAAGAGGCAGAGAUAUUAAUGGACUGUAUCCUUCUGAAAUCUGGAAUGAUGAUGUUACACCACUAACUGCAGCAGUUUUAUGCAGAAAUGAAAUAAUCUGCUCUCAUCUACUUAAGGAGUUGGCUAAUCCAAACAUACGCUCAACAAAUGGACAAACUCCUCUACAUUAUGCUGCAUUUACAACUGGAGUUUCACUGAGUAUUGUGAAAAGAUUACUUGCAGCAAAAGCUAACCCAAAUGGAUAUCAAUCGCAGAUUUUUACUCCAUUGCAAUAUGCUGUUGAUCAUUACCGUGAAGACAUUGUGAAAGCACUUAUAGAGGCUGGAGCUUCACCUGUAAGGAACUAUGGGGUGAAACCAGAGCUUGAUAAAAAAGUGGAGAGAAUGAUUCAUCAGUUAUCAUCACAGGGUGAAGUGUUUGAGAAAGCACAUCUAUAUCUCUCCUUUAGUUGUGCUAUACGAACAAAAAAUCAGACAGACGUUUACAGACUGUAUAAGGAACAUUUCUUUCGAGAGAAUCCUUUUGAUUAUUUGAUUUAUUUUGAGCUCUAUUUGACUGUCCCUGGCCCCAGUGCGGAACAGUAUAAUCAGAGCGCCAUCAAGUGGUUAAAAGAUACAAAGAGUGCAGACAGAUACAUUGAGGGAGUCAUCAAACGCUUCCCAAAAAUCCCUCAGGAAUACUGGACAUUUGCACUGAACUGCAUGUAUGUUGCUUUGUGUGUCAGUGAAAGUGUUUCUCCUCAGGUAUUUAAUGAUCUUGUGUCUAUUCUAACAAACAGUCUUCAGCACACUGGAAAUGCACAAGGAGAAAAAGUCAAUCAACUGAUUCUAAAGAUACUUAAUGUCAUGAUGCAGAAGACGUCUGAGCAGAAACUAGGACUCAGUCAUUCUGUCUAUGGAAAGUUAUGCAAAAGUCUAUUGCCUCUCACACAUCCUAAUUAUUCAAGUCUGAUUGGAAUGAUGACCUAUGGAUUGUUGGCCAAUAUAAAUUACUUUGCUCCUGAAUUUGUAGCAUUGUGUGGAUUGUCACCCAUCCCAGAGAUGAUACUUAUCAAAGCAGAGACAGAGAUGGAUGAAGUCAUGAAAAAGAAGCUGCAAAGGUUGGAUGAAUCACUGAGAAAUCCAGCAGGUUCAAGUGCAGUGGAUAGUUUAUGUGAGGAGACUUCAGCUCUGUCUACAAGCAGGAAGAAGAAAAAGAAGAGGAAGAAGAAAAAAAUUCAGCAAGAGGAAUCACAAGAAAGUGAGCAGGAAGAUAAAAGAGACUCUGUAGUCACAUCCAUUGAGGAAUCAAUAUCAAGUGUGCAGCCGUUCACACAGACAAAUGAGAACUCAAGAAGGUGGUGUCAAAUCAGCUGUUGUUGGAGGCGCAAGCUUGAAAAGCUAGCUAACAUUGAUGCUAGCCAGACAUACAGACUGGGAAACCUUAUUCUUGUUCUUGACCCUGAAUUUCUGAUCGCUAGAGGAAGUGAUGGAACAGAAGUUUUCCUUGGUUUGAGGAAUGACGGCACUGAGGUGGCUGUGAAACGAAUGAUUAAGUCAAAUUACCAAGUCCUCAGAAAUGAGGAGGAAUUUUUACGACUUCCACAGCUCGAUAAUCCCUCCAUUGUGCGAUAUGUGGACUUUGCUGAAGAUGACAAUUUCGGAUACCUUGUUCUUCAGCUUUGUGAGUACACACUGGAGGAAUAUAUCCAAGAUCAUUUACCAGAUGACACAGCUGAGAGAACUUUGGUUCUGAAGAAGCUGGUGAAGGAAGUUCUCUGCAGUUUACAGGUUUUACACGACCAGAAAACCAAAGUGCUCCAUCGUGACAUCAAACCCCAGAAUGUCCUGAUUGACAUAAAUGGAAAAGCUAGAUUGGCUGAUUUUGGCAUAAGUCGUCGAUUGAACCUCAGCCAAUCCACUUUACGAACAAGCAUUGCUGGAACUAGAUUCUGGAAGGCAAAAGAGACCAUAGAUGAGGAGUCCAACACUGGGUACAAAAGGAGCUCCGACAUUCAGGUUGCUGGGAUGUUAGUGUACUAUAUUCUCUCUGGAGGACACCAUCCAUUUGGUAAAGGUCCACGUUGUGAAGUCAACAUUCUAGAAGGAAGAUACUCACUGGAGCAUCUGGAUGAUGAUGUAGCGGAGGACCUUGUCGAAUGGAUGAUCAAUGAAAAUGAAAAAAAGAGACCAACUGUGGAGCAAACCCUUGCACACCCCUUUUUCUGGACUGAUGACAGGAGAGUGGAGUAUUUGAAAAAAAUUGGAAACCAGAAAGAGGGUGAAAACUGUCAAAAUGUUGAUGAGGAGCUCCUUCAAGCUGCUGAAAAAUGCACAGAGGGAAAAAGCUUUUCUGAAUGGAAGACUAAAAUGCCAUCUGAGCUUGUCCAGAAACUGGAUGGUAAGAAGAAACCCUAUCCUGAGAACACACUGGGCCUGCUGCGAUUUAUACGCAACCUACACGAGCAUUAUCCAGAGGAUGCAGAGAGUAUCAACCUGAUGACUUCAUUCCCUGAUCUGUUUGGGAGUGUGUUCAGGUUUGCGAAGGAGAGAGGAUGGAACUCCAGGGCGUGUUUGAAAAAGUUCUUCAGCUCAACUCCACAGAUCUGAUUGUUGCAUUUUUGAUGCAGAGUUUGUGAAUUUGGAUGGUAAGGCCCAUCUUAUCCUAAUGAGCCUUUCUCAAGUACCGGUCAUCUACCAGUGGAGCUGGAGAAGUUUGCCUUGCAAGAGGAGAUCUCAAACAUCGAAGACGUAGUCGCUGUCAAGGGUUUCUGGAUCAAGGAGGAUCUUUAUCUGGUCAUGAACCGAUACACGACUCCAAAGUGCUGUAUUGGACUGCUAAGGGUUCUCAGACGUUCAGGCCCUUCCUUCGAAAGGGUCCAUGAUCCUGCAGCCAUUUUCCUUCAAAGAAAGGUACUACCUGGCUCUGGGAAGCAACUACAGCUUCUUGCAGGUCUACCUGUGGAAUGCAGAGGAGAAGGUUUUUGAGCUUUAAAGGAAGGCUACAUCCAGUAGGAGUUCAAGGAGGUUUAAAACUUUGACUCCUGUUUACACAGAUAUUUGAGCAUAUCUUCACUGGUCUGAGCCUUUGAGUGCUGUUAUGGACACAGUUGCAAUUAAGGCACAUCAGCAACCCCUCCUUUAGCAGCUGGGCAUUUUUCUGGAGAGGCAAAUGUUUUCAGACAAGGAAAGACUGGGAAGUGAUAUGGCAUUAUCAGGUUCAAAGUAAUACGCAUUACAUCAUACAUCUGUGUAGUUUUACAUAGAUUCUGGGAUCUCCUUGGCAUUUUUAUGUUUUAAUUAGAUUUGUUAUAUAAUAUACAGAACAUGUCUUCAGCCCUGCUGAACUGCAGAGAUUUGCAGUUGUCACCUGUAACUACCUAAAUCACUCUACAUAGUGAUAUAUGCUGUAACUCUGAGAGCCUUUCAAAACUCUGGAUGCAACAGCUGAUACCAUGCAUGAUGUGGCUGCAACAAUACUGAGAAUUUUUCAGAGGAAUUUUCAGAUCAGGCAUGCUAAUCAAAUAGUGAUAAAGGUGACAAAUGCAGUCCUAUGAUCUUUAGAGACAUUUUUUACAUUUUUCAUUUUUUAAUAUUUAUUUAAAUCAUAUAUCUCUUUUGAUCAAUUAAAGUGAAUCACCUCUCAUUUUAUCAGGAUUGGUUCAGAAUGAGGCAGAAACGUGUUUAUACAGUUGAAAGUAGGGAAUUCAAGAAUGAAGCCUUUUGUGAAGGAAAAAUAUUAUUUAUGCUUCAAUACAGGGUACUUGUCAAAAGCAGCAACCUUCAAAAUGAUCAUACUGACAAAUGUUGAAUGUCUGACUUUGAUAAUGAGUGUGUUAAAAUAAGAACCUCAUUUCCAUACUGUUUUGCAACCUGGGAUACAGAGAGAAGAAAAACAAAUAAUGACUGCAGCCUGCAAAAGAAUGAUAUUCAACUAUUAAUAUUCAAUACC
This is a messenger RNA of Labeo rohita (rohu), 4248 nucleotides long. RefSeq lists its product as uncharacterized. Lineage: Eukaryota; Metazoa; Chordata; Actinopteri; Cypriniformes; Cyprinidae. The coding region runs from base 162 to 2906 and encodes 914 amino acids. Gene Ontology annotation, molecular function: ATP binding; protein serine/threonine kinase activity; RNA endonuclease activity. The transcript is spliced from 9 exons. Gene Ontology annotation, cellular component: IRE1-TRAF2-ASK1 complex. The record is from RefSeq and is a predicted model, not a curated record. Gene Ontology annotation, biological process: IRE1-mediated unfolded protein response; intrinsic apoptotic signaling pathway in response to endoplasmic reticulum stress; protein phosphorylation.